This is a messenger RNA of Contarinia nasturtii (swede midge), 1578 nucleotides long. RefSeq lists its product as uncharacterized. The transcript has 3 exons. The record is from RefSeq and is a predicted model, not a curated record. Lineage: Eukaryota; Metazoa; Arthropoda; Insecta; Diptera; Cecidomyiidae. Bases 16 to 1578 code for a protein of 520 amino acids.
UAUUGUAUACCAAACAUGAAUUUGUUCAUCUGGAAUGACUACGAGUGGCGUUUGAUCAAAGAUUCUGACGAAUAUGACAAGAAAUCUUUUUUCGUUGUUCGAAAAUUGUUCGUGCAAUGGCCUAAAGAAGGUGAUGCAAUGACUUGCAACAAGAUAAUUCGUGAGCAUUACGAGGCGUACGGUGACAUUGAAUUUGUAGAAGUAGUCAACGAAGAAUCACCUUUCGACAUUCAUGAGGCGUAUGUAACUUUUGCCCGAAGUGAAGACGCCUACUAUGCCUUUAUGGCCGGUCGACGUGGCACAAAAGCAAUACAAUUGCUUCCAGCCGAUACUUGGCGUCAGCCCGGUGUUGAAUUACGUUUACCUGAACAAAUCAAAGCCAAAAAUGAUGAUUUCGAGUGCGAGGACAUCACCGUUUCCGAAUUGAUCAAUGAUGAAACACAUAUGUGUAAGUGCGCUACCGUUGUGCCAACGAUUCACCUCCGUCAACCAAUGGGCUUGAAAUCAGUGUUGGAAUGUUUUAAGCCGAUGAAAGAACGUGUUGAGCAUGUGAACAUUGUUUUCGAUUUCGUGCCAACCGAUAUGUAUAUCAACUGUUUGACAGACCGUGAAUAUGUGAAACGGGCCAUCCAAGUGAUCAGCAAGAUUAUCGGUGAUCGAUUCAAUGAGCUGACAAUCACCAAAGCCGAUACGAUCACACUCGAAUUGCUUGAUGCAUUAGCACCGAUGCUGAAAUUGACGGAAACACUAACGUUGGAAAUUGAGAAUAAUGCAUCGGUGUUGUAUGUAUUAGUCGACUACUGUCCCAAUUUAAUCGAUUUGGUCAUGACAUCGAAAACCUGGAGUGGUGAAUGCUCUGAUGCAAUAGCUCGUCAUUGGCCAAGCAUUGUUCGCUUAGUGAUUGAAGGUCAAUUGAACAUUGGCGGAGACACAAACGACAACGCAAAACUCCAACAAUUUAUCGAAUUGAAUUCACAAUUGGAACAAAUUGAGCUCAAUACAUUGAUCAAUAUCAAUGUGAUCCGAUCGAUCGCAGAGCACUGCAAAGAUGUGUAUUCUUUGGCCACAGUUCACGCAAACUACAAUGACAUCGAUGCCAUUGUUGAUUUAUUGGCACAAAUGAAACACUUGUCAAGUGUGAAACUAAGCUUUCUGAAAGUUCAAAUGGAUGAACUCAAUGUAUUGGCAACAUGCGCCGAACGAUUCAGCAAAAUGAAACAACUCAAAUUGGUUACAUUGUUUCAAAAUCUCGAACCACCCCAAAAUCAGCAGUUCCUUCGUUUGUUCACAUAUUCAGUGAAAGUACACGAUGGAUGCAGUUGUCAUGGACCGAAUGUUCGCAAAUUACAAUUGGGUGGCAUCAAUAAAAUGCUGGAUCUACCUGAAAAUCGACCAGUAUUCGCGACAUUCAUCAACACGUUCAAUUUGAAGGACAACAAUGCAGACAUGGAUUUACUUGUGGCGCCAAUCAUUGCAUUCGAAAAGGCCAAGAAAUUCUUCCCAAAUAUCGUCGAUGGUACACCAAUUAUAAUUAACGACGAAGACAAUUCUCUCUGCAUUCAUGUUAGCUAUGCAUGA